Molecule: messenger RNA, 279 nt
Organism: Arabis nemorensis
Lineage: Eukaryota; Viridiplantae; Streptophyta; Magnoliopsida; Brassicales; Brassicaceae
Source: the annotation of a GenBank genome assembly
AUGUUUUUUUCUCUAUUCCGUCGAUGUUGCAGUUCCACCGCCGUCGUGAGUGAUCAUCCAUCGUCGAAACCGGAGCUGGAGCCGGAGUCAGAGCCGGUUCCGACACUCGUGCCUUACUCAGACGAUGAUGGCACACGGUGGAGGCCGUCUUUAUCUACGAUAAUCGAAGAAGAGGAAAGGGGCCUAGAAACCGAGAGUGAGAGUAACAAAAAGAAGUCGUUGUUUCACCAAAUACUGAAAAGAUUCUGGAAUAUUGGAGUGGCGGAUAGAGAGCAAUGA